Messenger RNA from Myotis brandtii (Brandt's bat), 7891 nucleotides. RefSeq names its product centrosomal protein 290kDa (gene CEP290). The record is from RefSeq and is a predicted model, not a curated record. Bases 229 to 7866 code for a protein of 2545 amino acids. The transcript has 54 exons. Gene Ontology annotation, biological process: kidney development; camera-type eye development. NCBI's taxonomy places the organism in Eukaryota, Metazoa, Chordata, Mammalia, Chiroptera, Vespertilionidae.
CUUGUCCCAGCCUUGGCUGGGUGGAGAAUGGUGUCGCCUAGCAGCCGCCGCCGCUAAUGCUUGCUGGGAACCAGUUGGCGGGAUCCAGUGUCCGCUUGGAACCGCGCUGGGGAGCGGUCGGGCAUAGCUGCGGGCCCGGCUUGGUGGAUGCGGUAGAUAAGAAACCUCCGCUGGUUGCCAGGCGUGCUGGGUGGAUCCUGGCGAUAAAGCAUUGCUAAAGAAUUCAAGAUGCCACCUAAUAUAAACUGGAAAGAAAUAAUAAAAGUUGACCCAGAUGACCUGCCUCGUCAAGAAAAAUUGGCAGAUAAUUUAUUGGUUUCUUUAUCCAAGGUGGAAGUAAAUGAGCUAAAAAAUCAAAGUCAAGAAAACGUGAUACACCUUUUCAGAAUUACUCAGUCACUAAUGAAGAUGAAAGCUCAAGAAGCAGAGCUAGCUUUGGAAGAAAUUGAUAAAGCUGGAGAAGAACAAGCAAAAGUUGAAAAUAAAUUCCAAACUGAAUUAAUGAGACUGGAAAGUGAACUGGAGAUGGCACAACAGUCUACAGGUGGACGUGACACUCGGUUUUUACGUGAUGAAAUUCACCAGCUUGAAAAGCAAUUGGAACAAAAAGAUAGAGAAUUGGAGGACAUGGAAAAGGAGUUGGAGAAAGAGAAGAAAGUUAAUGAACAAUUGGCUCUUCGAAAUGAGGAAGCAGAAAAUGAAAACAGCAAAUUAAGAAGAGAGAAUGAACAGCUUCGUCAAGAUGUUAUUGACUAUCAGAAACAAAUAGAUUCACAAAAAGAAACACUGUUAUCAAGAAGAGGAGAAGACAGUGACUAUCGAUCACAAUUGUCUAAAAAAAACUAUGAACUUGUUCAAUAUUUGGAUGAAAUUCAGACUUUAACAGAAGCUAAUGAGAAAAUUGAAGUUCAGAAUCAAGAAAUGAGAAAAAAUCUAGAAGAGUCUGUACAGGAAAUGGAGAAGAUGACUGAUGAAUAUAAUAGAAUGAAAGCUAUUGUGCAUCAGACAGAUAAUAUAAUGGACCAAUUAAAAAAAGAAAAUGAGCAUUAUCAGCUUCAAGUGCAGGAGCUUACAGAUCUUCUAAAAGCAAAAAAUGAAGAAGAUGAUCCAAUCAUGGUAGCUGUUAAUGCAAAAGUAGAAGAAUGGAAGUUAAUUUUGUCUUCUAAAGAUGAUGAAAUUAUUGAAUAUCAGCAAAUGUUACAUAACCUAAGGGAGAAACUGAAAAAUGCCCAGCUUGAUGCUGAUAAAAGUAACGUUAUGGCUCUACAACAGGGUAUACAAGAACGAGACAGUCAUAUUAAGAUGCUCACUGAGCAAGUAGAACAAUAUACAAAGGAAAUGGAAAAAAAUACGUUUAUUAUUGAAGAUUUGAAAAAUGAGCUCCAAAGAAACAAAGGUGCUUCAACACUUUCUCAACAGAAUCAUUAUAUGAAAAUGCAAUCUAAGGUUCAAAUUUUAGAAGAGAAGACUAAAGAGGCUGAGAGAACAGCUGAACUGGCUGAGGCUGAUGCUAAGGAAAAGGAUAAAGAACUAGUUGAGACUCUGAAGCGAUUAAAAGAUUAUGAAUCUGGAGUAUAUGGUUUAGAAGAUGCUGUUAUUGAAAUAAAGAAUUGUAAAAACCAAAUUAAAAUAAGAGAUCGGGAGAUUGAAGGAUUGACAAAGGAAAUCAAUAAACUUGAGAUGAAGAUCAAUGAUUUCCUCGAUGAAAAUGAGGCACUUAGAGAGCGUGUGGGCCUUGAACCGAAGACAAUGAUUGAUUUAACUGAAUUUAGAAAUAGCAAAAGUUUAAAACAGCAUCAGUACAGAGCCGAAAACCAGAUUCUUUUGAAAGAGAUUGAAAGUUUAGAGGAAGAACGACUUGACCUGAAAAAAAAAAUCCGCCAAAUGGCUCAAGAAAAAGGAAAAAGAACUGCAACUUCAGGCUUAAUAGUUGAGGACCUGAACCUAACAGAAAACUUUUCUCAAGAAAAUAGAAUGGGAGAAAGAAAAUUUGAUUUCAUGAGCCUUGAAAAUAUGAAUGCAGCACAUUCAAAGAGUGAAUUUCUUUCAAGAGAACUAAUUGAAAAAGAAAGAGAUUUAGAAAGAAGUAAAACAAUAAUAGCCAAAUUUCAGAGUAAAUUAAAAGAAUUAGUUGAAGAAAAUAAACAACUUGAAGGAGGUAUGAAAGAAAUAUUGCAAGCUAUUAAGGAAAUGCAGAAAGAUCCUGAUGUUAAUGGAGGAGAAACAUCUCUAAUAAUUCCUAGUCUUGAAAGACUAGUUAAUGCAAUGGAAUCAAAGAAUGCAGAAGGAAUCUUCGAUGCCAAUCUCCAUUUGAAAACCCAAGUUGACCAAUUUACUGGGAGGAAUGAAGAAUUAAGACAGGAGCUCAGGGAAGCUCGAAAGGAGGCUAUAAAUUAUUCUCAGCAGUUGGCAAAAGCAAAUUUAAAGAUUGAUCAUCUUGAAAAAGAAACCAGUCUUUUACGGAAAUCAGAAGGAUCAAAUGUUGUUUUUAAAGGAGUAGACUUACCUGAUGGAAUAGCACCAUCUAGUGCCAAUAUUAUUAAUUCUCUGAAUGAAUAUUUAAUACAUAUUUUACAGGAACUAGAAUAUAAAGAAAAUAAGUUAAAGGAUUUAGAAGAUUCUCUUGAAGAGUAUAACAGAAAAUUUGCAGUAAUUCGUCAUCAACAAAGCUUAUUAUAUAAAGAAUAUCUAAGUGAAAAGGAGACCUGGAAAACAGAAUCUGAAACAAUGAAAGAGGAAAAGAAAAAACUUGAUAGUCAAAUUCAACAAGAUGCUAUAAAAGUAAAAGAAUAUAAUAACUUGCUCAGCACUCUUCAGAUGGAUUCAGAUGAAAUGAAAAGAACACUUUCCGAUUAUAGUAGAAAAAUCACUGUCUUGCAAGUCAAUGAAAAGUCACUCAUAAGACAAUAUACUACUUUAAUAGAAAUGGAGCACCAACUUAGAAAAGAAAAUGACAAACAGAAGAAUGAAUUGAUAUCAAUGGAAGCUGAAGUUGGUGAAAAAAUUGGACGUUUACAACGAUUUAAGGAGAUGGCCAUUUUCAAGAUUGCUGCUCUCCAAAAAGUUAUGGAUAAUAGUGUUUCUCUGUCUGAACUAGAAUUGGCCAAUAAACAAUACAAUGAAUUGACUGCUAAGUACAGGGACAUCUUGCAAAAAGAUAAUGUGCUUGUUCAAAGAACAAACAACUUGGAACACCUAGAGUGUGAAAAUGCAUCUCUAAAAGAGCAAAUAGAGUCUAUAAGUAAAGAACUAGAGAUUACUAAGGAAAAACUUCACACUAUUGAACAAGCCUGGGAAAAAGAAACUAAAUUAGGAAAUGAAUCUAACAUGGAUAAGACAAAGAAAUCAAUAACCAACAGUGAGAUUGCUUCUAUUUCAAAAAAAAUCACUAUGCUAGAGAUGAAGGAAUUAAAUGAAAGGCAGCGGGCUGAACAUUCUCAGAAAAUGUAUGAACACAUAAAGACUUCAUUAAAACAAAUGGAAGAACGUAAUUUUGAAUUGGAAACCAAAUUUGCUGAGCUUACCAAAAUAAACUUGGAAGCACAGAAGGUGGAACAGAUGUUAAGAGAUGAACUAGCUGGUAGUGUGAGCAAAACAGUAAGUGAUGCUGAUAGACAACGGAUUCUAGAAUUAGAGAAGAAUGAAAUGGAACUAAAAGUGGAAGUGUCAAAACUGAGAGAGAUUUCUGACAUUGCCAAAAGGCAAGUUGAAAUUUUGAAUGUACAACAACAGUCCAGGGAAAAGGAAGUAGAGUCCAUCAGAAUGCAACUGUUAGACUAUCAGGCACAGUCGGACGAAAAGGCACUAAUUGCCAAGUUGCACCAACACCUUGUCUCUCUUCAAAUUAGUGAGGUUACUGCUCUUGGUAAGUUGGAGUCAGUCACAUCAAAACUGCAGAAGAUGGAGGCCUAUAAUUUGCGUUUAGAACAGAAACUGGAUGAAAAGGAACAGGCUCUCUAUUAUGCCCGUUUGGAGGGGAGAAACAGAGCAAAACAUCUGCGCCAAACAAUUCAGUCCCUGCGACGCCAGUUCAGUGGAGCUUUGCCUUUGGCACAGCAGGAGAAGUUCUCUAAGACCAUGAUUCAGUUACAAAAUGACAAACUGAAGAUAAUGCAAGAAAUGAAAAAUUCUCUACAAGAACAUAGAAAUAUGGAGAACAAAACAAUGGAGAUGGAAUUAAAGUUAAAGGGGUUAGAAGAGUUAGUAAGCACUUUAAAGGAUGCCCGGGGAGCCCAAAAGGUAAUCAGUUGGCAUAUGAAAAUAGAAGAACUCCGUCUUCAAGAGCUUAAAUUAAAUCGAGAAUUAGUCAAGGAUAAAGAAGAAAUAAAAUAUUUGAAUAAUAUAAUUUCUGAAUAUGAGCAUACAAUCAGCAGUCUGGAGGAAGAAAUUGUGCAGCAGAACAAGUUUCAUGAAGAAAGGGAAAUGGCCUGGGAUCAAAGAGAAGUUGAGCUGGAACGUCAACUAGACAUUUUUGACCGUCAGCAAAAUGAAAUACUAAAUGCAGCACAAAAGUUUGAAGAUGUUAUAGGAUCAAUGCCAGACCCGAGCUUGCCCCUUCCAAAUCAACUUGAGAUUGCUCUAAGAAAAAUUAAGGAGAAUGUUCAAAUAAUUCUAGAAACACGGGCAACUUGUAAAUCACUAGAGGAGAAGCUAAAAGAAAAAGAAUCUGCUUUACGGUUAGCAGAGCAAAAUAUUUUGUCAAGAGACAAAGUAAUCAACGAACUCAGGCUUCGUUUACCUGCCACCGCAGAACGAGAAAAGCUUAUAGCUGAACUAGGCAGAAAGGAGGUAGAACCACAGUUCUAUCACACAUUGAAAAUUGCUCAGCAGACUAUUGCAAACAUGCAAGCAAGGCUGAAUCAGAAGGAAGACAUGUUAAAGAAGUAUCAGCGUCUUCUGGAAAAAGCCAGAGAGGAGCAAAGAGAAAUUGUUAAGAAACAUGAAGAAGAUCUUCAUAUUCUUCAUCAUAAAUUAGAACUACAGGCUGAUAGUUCACUCAAUAAAUUCAAACAAACAGCUUGGGAUUUACUAAAACAGUCUCCUACUCCAGUUCCUACCAACAAGCAUUUUAUUCGUUUGGCUGAGAUGGAACAGACAGUAGCAGAACAAGAUGACUCUCUUGCUUCACUUUUGAUAAAACUAAAAAAAGUGUCUCAAGAAUUGGAGAGACAAAAAGAAAUCACUGAGUUAAAAAUCAAAGAUUUUGAAAAUACCAAAUUACGGCUCCAAGAAAAUCAUGCAGCUGAAGUGAAAAAAGUGAAAGCACAAGUAGAGGAUUUAAGGUGCCUUCUGGCCCAGUCCCAAAAUGAGUUACAGAGUUUAAAAUCUGAACUUCAGGCUCAAAAAGAAGCAAAUUCAAGAGCUCCAACAAGGACAAUGAAAAAUCUAGUGGAAAGGUUAAAGAGCCAAUUAUCCCUUAAAGAGAAACAACAAAAAGCACUUAGUCGAGCACUUUUGGAACUCAGAGCAGAAAUGACAGCAGCGGCUGAAGAACGUAUUAUUUCUGCAACCUCUCAGAAAGAGGCGAAUCUCAAUGUUCAACAGAUUGUUGAUCGACAUACCAAAGAGCUAAAGUCACAAAUUGAAGAUUUAAGUGAAAAUCUUUUAACAUUGAAAGAAGCUCUUAAAACAAGUAAAAACAAAGAAAGUUCACUAACUGAUAAUUUGAAUGACUUAACUAAUGAACUACAAAAAAAACAAAAAGCCUAUAAUAAAGUGCUUAGAGAAAAAGAUGAAAUUGAACAAGAGAAUGAUGAACUGAAAAGUCAAAUAAAAAGACUAACCAGUGGAUUACAGGGUAAAACUCUGAUAGAUAAUAAACAAAGUUUAAUUGAAGAACUCCAAAAGAGAAUUAAAAAGCUAGAAAGCCAACUAGAAAGAAAAGUGGAUGAGGUAGAAAUAAAGCCUAUGAAAGAAAAGAGUGCUAGAGAAGAAUUAAUUAAGUGGGAAGAAGGUAAAAAAUGGCAAAGCAAAAUAGAGGGAAUGCGAAACAAGUUAAAAGAGAAAGAAGGGGAAAUCUAUAUUUUAACAAAGCAAUUGAAUACUGUGAAGGAUCUUUUUGCCAAAGUUGAUAAAGAGAAACUAACUUUGCAGAGGAAACUAAAAACAACUGGUAUGACUGUUAAUCAAGUUAUGGGAGUGCAAGCUUUGGAGUCAGAAAAAAAGUUGGAAGAAUUAAAAAAGAGAAAUCUUGACUUAGAAAAUGAGAUAUCAUAUAUGAGGACCCAUCACGCUCUUCCUCGAGAUUCUGUUAUAGAAGAUUUACGUUUACAAAACAGAUACCUCCAAGAAAAACUUCAUGCUUUGGAGAAACAGUCUUCAAAGGAUACCUCUUCUAGGCCUUCUGAAUAUAAAGUCAAAGAAGAGAAUGAACUAGUGAAGAAUGGGAAAGGAAAGGAACACAUAGCUGAAGACCUCAGUCACAGCAGCUGCACAGACCCAGAAGAAUCUCCCGGGGAGGACCAGGCUCCUGCCACAGUUGCUGCUGCAGUGGAUCAGUGUGCUGGGGAGGCUAACUCUGAGACUGACGUACCAGUCCGGCCAGGAAAUGGCGGGCCCCAGACUUCAGAAAUAGAGUCAGAUGAUCAUUGGCAAAGAGAACAGGAGCUUCAGAGGGAAAACUUGAAGUUGUCAUCUGAAAAUAUUGAACUAAAAUUUCAGCUUGAACAAGCAAAUAAAGAUUUGCCAAGAUUGAAGAAUCAAGUAAGAGAUUUGAAGGAAAUGUGUGAAUUUCUUAAAAAAGAAAAAGCAGAAGUUGAGCGGAAACUUGGCCAUGUUAGAGGGUCCGGCAGAAGUGGAAAGACAAUCCCAGAACUAGAAAAAACCAUUGGUUUAAUGAAAAAAGUAGUUGAAAAAGUCCAAAGAGAAAAUGAACAGUUGAAAAAAGCAUCAGGAAUACUGACCAGUGAAAAAAUGGCUAAUAUUGAGCAGGAAAAUGAAAAGUUGAAGGCUGAAUUAGAAAAACUUAAAGCUCAUCUUGGACGACAGUUGAGCAUGCACUAUGAAUCCAAGACCAAAGGCACAGAGAAAAUUGUUGCUGAAAAUGAACGUCUUCGUAAAGAACUUAAAAAAGAAACUGAAGCUGCAGAGAAAUUGCGGAUAGCCAAGAAUAACUUAGAGAUAUUGAAUGAGAAGAUGACAGUUCAGCUAGAAGAGACGGGAAAGAGGUUACAGUUGGCGGAAAGUAGAGGUCCACAGCUCGAGGGUGCUGACAGCAAGAGCUGGAAAUCAAUUGUUGUUACAAGGAUGUAUGAAACCAAAUUGAAAGAAUUGGAAACUGAUAUUGCCAAAAAAGCACAAAGCCUUACUGAUCUUAAACAGCUUGUAAGACAAGCAACAAAGAGGGAACAAAAAGUUAAGAAAUACACCGAAGACCUUGAGCAACAGAUUGAGAUUCUCAAACAUAUUCCUGAAGGUGCUGAAACAAAGCAAGGCCUUCAAAGGGAGCUUCAAGUUCUUAGAUUAGCUAAUAGUAAGCUGGAAAAAGAAAAAGAAGAAUUAAUCCAUCAGACAGAAGUACACAAAGACCAAGGCGGAGCUGAGAGCACCUUACAUGAUCAUGAUCAACUAAAGGAAAAGAUAAAGGAUCUAGAGACACAGCUGAAGACUUCAGAUCUAGAAAAGCAGCAUUUGAAGGAGGAAAUAAAAAAGCUGAAGAAAGAACUGGAAAAUGUUGAUCCGUCGUUUUUUGAAGAAAUCGAAGAUCUGAAGUAUAACUACAAAGAAGAAGUUAAAAAAAAUAUUCUUUUAGAAGAGAAGUUAAAAAAACUUUCUGAACAAUUUGGAGUUGAAUUAACUAGUCCUGUUGCUGCUUCUGAACAGUUUGAAGACGAAGAGGGAAGUCCUGUCAAUUUCCCUACUUAUUAAGGGCCAGCUAUAAUUACAGUUUUUA